Ilyonectria robusta is the source of this 1083-nucleotide messenger RNA. RefSeq names its product cytochrome c peroxidase precursor. Lineage: Eukaryota; Fungi; Ascomycota; Sordariomycetes; Hypocreales; Nectriaceae. The record is from RefSeq and is a predicted model, not a curated record. Gene Ontology annotation, biological process: cellular response to oxidative stress; hydrogen peroxide catabolic process; response to reactive oxygen species. The transcript has 3 exons. Gene Ontology annotation, molecular function: peroxidase activity; heme binding. The coding region runs from base 1 to 1083 and encodes 360 amino acids.
AUGGCUUCCGCAUCCCGUCAGUUCGUCCGCGCGGCGACUCGCGCCUCCACCCGCAGCGCCUUCUCCGUGGCUCCCCGCCAGGCUUUCCGCCAGAACGGCCGCCGCUACUACUCCUCGGAGCCCGCCCAGAAGUCCUCUUCCCUCCUGGUCUGGCUGACUGGUGCUGCUGUCGCCGGUGGUGCUGGUUACUACUUCUACGCCAACGGCUCUCCCGCCGCUGCUUCUGCCAAGGUCGUCAACCCCACCAAGGAGGACUACCAGAAGGUCUACAAUGAGAUUGCCGCCCGCCUCGAGGAGAACGACGACUACGAUGACGGUAGCUUUGGCCCCGUCCUUCUCCGUCUCGCCUGGCACGCCAGCGGCACCUACGACAAGGUCACUGGCACUGGUGGUAGCAACGGUGCUACCAUGCGAUUCGCCCCGGAGUCUGAGCACGGUGCCAAUGCCGGCCUGAUCUCCGCGCGCAAGUUCCUCGAGCCUGUCAAGGCCAAGUUCCCUUGGAUCACCUACUCCGAUCUCUGGAUCCUCGGCGGUGUCUGCGCCAUCCAGGAAAUGCAGGGUCCCGCUAUCCCCUACCGACCUGGCCGCGCUGACGGCGAUAUCGCCGCCUGCACUCCUGAUGGUCGUCUCCCCGACGCCACCAAGUCCCACGGCCAUCUUCGAGACAUCUUCUACCGCAUGGGCUUCAACGACCAGGACAUCGUUGCCCUAUCUGGUGCUCACGCUCUCGGCCGCUGCCACACCGACCGAUCUGGCUUCGACGGCCCCUGGACCUUCUCUCCCACUGUCCUGACCAACGACUACUACCGUCUCCUGGUCGAGGAGAAGUGGCAGUGGAAGAAGUGGAACGGCCCUGCUCAGUACGAGGACAAGGCCACCAAGACCCUGAUGAUGUUGCCCACUGACAUGGCUCUUGUUGAGGACAAGAAGUUCAAGCCUUGGGUUCAGAAGUACGCCAAGGACAACGACGCCUUCUUCCAGGACUUCUCCUCCGUGGUCCUCCGUCUGUUCGAGCUCGGCGUCCCCUUCGCCGCGGGAACCGAGAACUCCCGAUGGACCUUCAAGUCCAGCCACGACUCUUAG